Messenger RNA from Emiliania huxleyi CCMP1516, 868 nucleotides. RefSeq lists its product as hypothetical. Gene Ontology annotation, cellular component: endoplasmic reticulum. The record is from RefSeq and is a predicted model, not a curated record. The annotation marks the transcript as partial. The transcript has 5 exons. Lineage: Eukaryota; Haptophyta; Isochrysidales; Noelaerhabdaceae. Gene Ontology annotation, molecular function: protein disulfide isomerase activity.
CAAGCGGGCGCUGGCGCCACCGCUUGCCGACCAUACUCGUUGGCUACACGCUGUCCACCGCGUAACACAGGCAUGUUGGUCGCUCUACGCCGAGCCCUCCUCGCGGCCAUCCUGGCGGCGGUCGUCGCCGCGGAGGAGGUGCAGACCCUGACGGACGCAUCGUUCCAGUCCUCGGUGCAGGGCUCGCCCUCCCUCUGGCUGGUCAAGUUCUACGCGCCGUGGUGUGGCCAUUGCAAGAAGCUUGCGCCAGUCCUCGAAAAGUUUGCCGCCGACAUCAAGCCCACGGAGCUCGGCGAGGGUGUGCGGAUCGGCAAGGUGGACUGCACCGAGCACUCCUCGCUCUGCGACGGCCAAGGCGUCAAGGGCUACCCCACCGUCCUCCUCUUCCGCGACGGCGCCCGCUGGGAGAUGAAGGCGCCGCGUACAGCCGACGGGCUGCGCGAGACGAUCCGCAAGCUCAAGUCCGCGCCGGUGACGCAGCUGGGAGAGGGCGGACAGGCGGCGCUCGACAAGCUCCUCGAGCCCGAUGGCGCCGUCGUUUUUGCGCUCGCCGGGGCGGGUGCGGCGGACCCGCUGGCGGCCGAGUUUGAGGCUGCGGCGGCGGAGCUGCAGCUCGUCUCCACCUUCGCCGCCGCGGCCGGUCCCGACCUUCCCUCGCAGCUGGCGCCGCACCGGGGCUCGGUCGUCAAGCUGUCUCGCGGCGAGCCUUCCGCCGUCUUUGCGCCUCCGAGCGACGGGGCGCUGCCCGCCACGCUGCGCGCCUGGCUCGAGGCGGAGCGGUUCCCCGCCCUGUCCGUCGUCGAGCGGCACAACUUCUUCGGCAUGCUCUCCAAGGACAUCUCCCUCGCGCUGGCAGUGGUCGACCCGG